AAAAUUAAUGCAGUAAAAUGUAAAGCAUUUUAUUUAAAGAUCCAUUCUUUAUUUUACAAGCACAGAGAGCCGCAUCAGAUGGAUGGAAGAGCCGCAUGCGGCUCCAGAGCCGCAGGUUGCCGACCUCUGAACUAGAGAAACAGGUGGAGGGUGUGAGCUGUGGGCGGAGACAGCAUUCCCAACAGGACUCACCUGAAGGCUGGAGUCAGUGUUUCCAACCUGCAGGAGUGAGCGACACACCUGCGACCAGAUAAAGCUUUAGAACCAGCACCAUGAGUGAAUCAGCAGAAGCUGUGGCUGCCAGCCUCAAAAGCAGGAGAAAUGUCACCAUUGAGGUCACCAACCUCACUAAUCAUUACUGCCUUCUAAAUCCUAAGGUUUUCCUGGAUAGCGGCAGCGUCCACAGCCCUCCCACGCCCACCGUCCGUCUGCAGAAGACUGAGGUGUGCAUCUUUGGGAAAAGUGCCGCCAAAGCCACUGGAUCAGUGGGUGUCCUGACCUAUGACCUGUUUGAGUGCAAAAGCAACAGUGUUAGGGAGACGCUGGCCAUCAUGUUCUCUGUGCCGUUCGACUACAACGUGUACAAGAACUGGAUGGCGUUGGGGAUCUACAAACAGGGAAAGGAGUGCAACGAGGCUCUGUACAAAGAAAUGUAUUACAACAAGGAGCCAAAGGACUUCGUACGGCAGGAGUCCAACGGCUGUGGGCUCACCUUCCAGGGCCAACAUUUGGACAUCAAAGCCACCAUGUCCCCCAUGGGCAAGUGCAUCAUGAAGGUGGAGAUCUGGGACAAGCUCUUCAUCUAAAUGAGUCCACAGCCCCACUGAGCUUUGUGUUAGAGAGUCAUGCUGGAUGUUCUCUGUAGCCCUGUAUUACUGUGGCUCCUGUUUAGGAAUUAAAGCCAUAAUUAUUCUAAA
This is a messenger RNA of Nothobranchius furzeri (turquoise killifish), 917 nucleotides long. Its product is annotated as DELTA-actitoxin-Afr1e. The record is from RefSeq and is a predicted model, not a curated record. Gene Ontology annotation, biological process: pore complex assembly; monoatomic cation transport; cytolysis in another organism. Gene Ontology annotation, molecular function: channel activity. Gene Ontology annotation, cellular component: pore complex. Lineage: Eukaryota; Metazoa; Chordata; Actinopteri; Cyprinodontiformes; Nothobranchiidae.